GCGUGGAGCCGACAGCAGGCCCGCCACCUGCAGAACCGCUGCCCGUCGUCGAGUGCCGCCCAGAGUACAUGAUGGCGGACGCACUGCCGCUCACUCUCUGGGACUGCGGCUACCCCGAGGGCGCGGUCAAAUGGCAGCCGGAGACGCGCGACCCGCACUCGAUGGCAUACUAGACUCGACCGCGGAGCGCUCGCUCAUACAGACGACGCUGUGGCAGCACUUUGUCGAUGCGGGCAGGCUGCUGAAGCACGGGCCAGAGCCGAAUCAGACGGUGCUCAGCCGUGUCCUGCCAGGGCCGCAGCUGCGUGCUGUCGUCCCGUUGGAACACACAGCGCCGACGACAGAAGCUGACGACAAGACCGCUGCCGCUGUGAGAGACGCUAUCCCUCGGAACGUCUUCAUUCCCCUUGGUGGCGGCACUCAUCGCAAGAUGAUGACCGCCAAGUACGUGCCGGUCUUACAGCGCAACCGCCUCGAGCACUUCGAGGUCCAGAACGCGCGUUGGCGGGAGAAGGCGCGGCAGAAGGGGCUGAAAAUUCCAGACCAUGCUCCCGAGGAUGCGGAAGAGUAGGCUGAGGAUGCGGACCAGGGACAAGCCUGCCUGAGCAGCUCGACACAUAGGAGAGCAGCACCAUCUUGUAUAGACGCAAAAAGGCGCGCCUACUAGUGUGACGUGACCAGUGACCACGAACAAUGCGCAGGCGGAGUCGGUAAUUGCCGGAACACCUUGUCCAGAACAAUGGAGGCGACAUAGCGCC
This is a messenger RNA of Schizophyllum commune H4-8, 758 nucleotides long. RefSeq lists its product as uncharacterized. The transcript has 2 exons. Lineage: Eukaryota; Fungi; Basidiomycota; Agaricomycetes; Agaricales; Schizophyllaceae. The record is from RefSeq and is a predicted model, not a curated record. Bases 131 to 571 code for a protein of 146 amino acids.